Messenger RNA from Marasmius oreades (fairy-ring Marasmius), 972 nucleotides. RefSeq lists its product as uncharacterized. Gene Ontology annotation, cellular component: cytoplasm. Lineage: Eukaryota; Fungi; Basidiomycota; Agaricomycetes; Agaricales; Marasmiaceae. Bases 75 to 824 code for a protein of 249 amino acids. Gene Ontology annotation, molecular function: glutathione transferase activity. The record is from RefSeq and is a predicted model, not a curated record. The transcript has 5 exons.
GCCUUCUACUUAAUAUACGCUCAUAUGGAACUCGUCCACCUCGCUUCUUGAUCCUUUUUUUUUUCUCGCCCACUAUGGACAAGCAAAUAACGCUUUAUGCUGCAAAGAUCUGUCCUUAUACCCAGCGAGUUGAGAUCGCAUUAUCAGAAGCAAGAGCAGAAUACACUCGAUUCGAAAUCGACUUGCAGAACAAACCUGCAUGGUUUCAACCCCAGGUUAACCCGGAAAGCAAGGUCCCGACAAUAGCAUACGGUGGACCCCCAGUACCUCCAUCCCAACCCUCCCCGGAAUCAGUCAAGAUAACAGAAUCCCUCGUCCUACUCGAAUUCGUCGCAGACCUCUUCCCACAAUCCCGCAUCCUCUCUUCCGACCCAGUCGAACGCGCAAAAACUCGAUUUUUCAUCGACUUUUUCUCCACCAGAGUCGCCCCUCCACAUGUAGCCGCCCUCUUACGUGGUGAAUCCUUCGAACCGCUUAUCAGAGGUCUUUUGGGUUUUCAAGAACUGCUUUCGAAAGAAGGCAUGUACGCAAUGGGAGAUCAGUUUUCUAUUGCCGAUAUUGCUGUUGCGCCGUUUAUCUUGAGGUUGGAGACGGCGGUGACGAAUGAGUUGGGGGUGUAUGAGCCAGGUGAGGGCACCAAGUUUUGGUCUUGUUAUCAGAGCCAUCCCAAAUUUGAGAGGCUCAGGAGGUAUGCUGCGGCUUUGAAGGAGAGGGAAUCGGUGAAGAGUACUUAUGAUUCGGAAUACAUCAAGAACGCUUACUCGAAGCGAUUUGAAAUGUUUAAAGCGCAGAGAAAGGUCGCUGCGGCGGCUACGGCUGCAUGAUUUGAUCGUUGAUCCUUUGUGUAAACCUAGUUUCAUCUCCUACUCAUGUGCUUAGUAUCGGAUUUCAUUUCGACCGGAAAUUUGUUUUCUAUUUUGCUAUUUUUAUUUAAUGAGCAAUAUCUUCAAUUUUCAAUCCAUUGGCUACAAA